Messenger RNA from Sapajus apella (tufted capuchin), 2055 nucleotides. RefSeq names its product HSPB1 associated protein 1 (gene HSPBAP1). The transcript is spliced from 10 exons. Gene Ontology annotation, molecular function: 2-oxoglutarate-dependent dioxygenase activity. The record is from RefSeq and is a predicted model, not a curated record. Lineage: Eukaryota; Metazoa; Chordata; Mammalia; Primates; Cebidae. The coding region runs from base 145 to 1713 and encodes 522 amino acids.
GUUGCCGGGCGGGAAUCGCCGGGCGGGAGUCGCCAGGCCUCCUUUCUGUGGUGCAGCUUUAGGUCCCGGAGUUUGGCCCCUACUCUGACCCCACUCCAGAUCGGCUCUGCCUUGGGUUCCCGCAGAACCCGCCUUGCGGUAGCAAUGGCAGCAGGCUCCGAGGCGACCAUUCCUAAGAUCCUUGCAGCUGGGGCUGGAGGGGAGGAAGGUGAACAUGUCAAACCUUUUACACCAGAGAAAGCAAAAGAAAUUAUCAUGUCUUUACAACAACCUGCCAUCUUCUGUAACAUGGUGUUUGAUUGGCCAGCACGACACUGGAAUGCUAAAUACCUUUCUGAGGUCCUUCAUGGCAAGCGGAUACGAUUCAGAAUGGGGAUGAAAAGCAUCAGCACAGUUCCUCAAUUUGAAACUACAUGUAGUUAUGUAGAAGCUACUCUUGAAGAGUUUCUGACAUGGAACUGUGACCAGUCUAGUAUCUCUGGACCAUUUAGAGAUUAUGAUCAUUCCAAGUUCUGGGCUUAUGCUGACUAUAAAUAUUUUGUCAGUCUAUUUGAAGAUAAGACAGAUAUUUUCCAGGAUGUGAAAUGGUCUGACUUCGGGUUUCCUGGAAGAAAUGGACAGGAAAGUACAUUGUGGAUUGGCUCCUUGGGAGCCCACACACCCUGUCAUCUGGACUCCUAUGGUUGUAACUUGGUAUUCCAGGUACAAGGAAGGAAACGAUGGCAUCUCUUUCCUCCUGAAGAUACUCCUUUCCUUUAUCCAACUAGAAUCCCUUAUGAAGAAUCUAGUGUGUUCAGUAAAAUCAAUGUUGUCAAUCCUGAUUUAAAGCGUUUUCCUAAGUUCCAGAAAGCUCAAAGACAUAUGGUUACACUGAGCCCAGGACAGGUCCUGGAAAGGAAAUGGGAAGAGGGAACACAGCUCCUCCUAUUGGUAAAGAGGAGAAUGGACUUUGGAGGAAGACAAAAUGUUCAAGUCCUGCUUAUACGGGUUCUGUUUGUUCCCAGACACUGGUGGCAUUAUGUAGAAUCCAUUGAUCCUGUCACUGUCAGUAUAAACUCAUGGAUCGAACUGGAAGAGGAUCACCUAGCCCGGGUAGAAGAAGCAAUCACCCGUAUGCUUGUGUGUGCCCUGAAAACUGCAGAAAAUCCACAAAAUACAAGAGCCUGGUUAAACCCUACUGAGGUUGAGGAAACAUCCCAUGAAGUAAACUGUUGCUACCUAAAUGCAGCUGUUUCUGCAUUUUUUGAUCGUUGCAGAACAUCUAAGGUAGUUGAAAUCCAAGCAGUGAGAACAGAUGGAGACCACAUGAAAAAGGAAUUCAAUGUGUGCGACCACGUGGAGGUGGGCCAAACAGGUAGCCAGAACUUAACCACAGGAAUAGGCAAACCGGAGGCAACAAGUCACUUUGGGCCAGAUCUGGUCCCUGUAGCACAGAGAUCCGAAGAACCACCUUCACAAAGAGGAGGCAUGUUUGAAAGUGAUGGGAAAGACUUUGAUGACAAGGAUGGAGAACACUUUGGAAAACUGCAUUGUGCCAAGAGACAACAAAUAAUGAGCAACAGUGAAAAUGCAGUUGAGGAAGAGAUUGUCUCAAAUACUACUACGGUUCCUUCUCAAACAUUCAUUUCUACGGAUGACUUGCUGGACUGCUUGGUGAAUCCACAAGUAACCAGGAUAGUGGCACAACUUUUGAUACAAAGAAGAAGUUUAUGAUUCUAGUGGAAGAUGACUUUUAAAAUAACAUUUUUUAAAUAUCUAUUUUUAAGUAGUAGGAUCGUAAAAUAAAGAUGAACCAGCAAAAGUUCAGUUUGCGUGUUUGUAAAUGUAUUUAUCCUUACUGAAUUACAUUUCAGUCUAUUGCCACCGCCUUUCAUGCACAUUUCUCUUUGGCCAAACUGGCUGUUCUUUAUUUGUAAGUUUUUUUCCUCCCUCAUGCCAUCCUUUCAGCCUGUCUCAAAUGUAAGUCCCAAGUAUUUCCAGCAGGAAGUAAUCUCUCCAUCAGCCUCAGGGGGCCAGCCUGCUGCUUACUUUUGCAGAUAAAGUUUUACUGGAACA